AUGAGACACGAACACGACCCGAGGUUUCCAGAACGGCCACCAUACACUGAUAGACACUCACCACCCUCGUCAUCCUCGUCAGUUACACUCAAACACUAUUCUUUUCAAGACCUAUUGUCAUCCGUCCUCUCACUAUAUCUCUACCGCUGUGGCGCUCGAGGCCCGGCAACCGCGGCGGCGGAGGCACUUUUCCUGCGCCCCAAUGCCCGAGUUCUAAUUGUCCCGGGAUCGAUUGUCCAGAUCCCGAAUGCCCAGAAAGCCCCACCUGAAAGCAGUGACAGCCCGAUAUCAUGGCUUGUGCGGAACCUCUGUGAGAAGGAGAUGUCACUUUCGUCUAGUACGGUUGAGGAACUUCAUGGAUGCCGCUAG
This is a messenger RNA of Colletotrichum truncatum, 369 nucleotides long. RefSeq lists its product as uncharacterized. The record is from RefSeq and is a predicted model, not a curated record. Lineage: Eukaryota; Fungi; Ascomycota; Sordariomycetes; Glomerellales; Glomerellaceae.